AUGCUGUGCCCAAGGUCGCGUCACUUGGAGCUUACUUUGACAGCCAUUGCAAAAGCUGCCAAACCAGAUCCCACGCGACGCAGUGGUUUGCAAAGCUUUUUCGGAAAAACUUCAGCGGUACAGACAGCGGAGCAGCUCAGAGCGACACUACUCCUCUCGCUCGGUUUCUGCGUUCUGCCGGCCUGCGUUUUCACCAUGAUGCACAGACAUGGAAAGACACUAUUCUGUUAUGGCCUGUCUAUAUGUUAA
Molecule: messenger RNA, 249 nt
Organism: Cladocopium goreaui
Lineage: Eukaryota; Dinophyceae; Suessiales; Symbiodiniaceae
Source: the annotation of a GenBank genome assembly